GUGUGUGUGUGUGUGUGUGUGUGUGUGUCUUUAUUUCCCAUAAACCACAAGUAGAAUCUUCUCCCUCUGCUUGGGAUCGGCAGGCGAGGGGAGAGGUCCAACUAGAUGAGCACACACUUCAUGGUUUACGGGGAGGUCACACCUAGAAAUCUUGAAGAGCUGCUUCUGGUUUCUACUUUGUCUCUUGGGGUGAGUAAGGCAGACCGGACUGCCAGGGCUAACGGAGCCUGUAAGAGCGAUCCUUGCCUGGCCGGCUUGUGCAGGCUGUGAGCUAAAUGCAACUCAGAGAGGCGGCUAUAAAUAGCCAUUCAUUGUCAGUGUGUGUGUGUGAAAAGACAAGAGUGAGUGUGCCGGUCUGAUUCAGGCCCAGUUAAACGGCCAUCUGGACAGGACUAUAAACGAAGUCCGCAGGCAACGCCAGGGGCUGGACACUCACCGAAGGGAAGCUGUUCAACGCCGGAGUCGCCUGCAAUGGCAAAAAUCAUCUUGAGGCACCUCAUAGAGACCCCAGUGCGUUAUCAGGAGGAGUUUGAAGCUCGGGGCUUGGAAGACUGCAGACUGGAUCAUGCUUUAUACGCACUGCCCGGGCCAACCAUCGAGGACCUGAGGAAAGCCAGAGGCACGCCACAGGCUCUUGCAGAGGACUCAGCCUCCACCGAGACGCCACCCAGAGAAGGCAAAUCCCACUUCCAGAUCCUGCUGGAUGUGGUCCAGUUCCUGCCCGAGGACAUCAUCAUCCAGACCUUCGAGGGCUGGCUGCUGAUCAAAGCGCAGCAUGGGACCAGAAUGGACGAGCACGGCUUUAUAUCCCGGAGUUUCACCAGACAGUACAAACUGCCAGACGGCGUGGAAACCAAGGAUUUGUCCGCCAUCCUCUGUCACGAUGGAAUCUUGGUGGUGGAGGUAAAGGAUCCACUAGGGACCAAGUAAAAACCUUAUUGGUCCUUGUUCUUACGACAGGAGAAAGAUGGAAGCCAGCGACACCGGGGAUGUUUAACUUUGGGGAUGGUUUGCUGUAACUUUUAUGAGGAUUAAAAACAUAUCCGCAGUUGCUGG
Molecule: messenger RNA, 1056 nt
Organism: Peromyscus leucopus (white-footed mouse)
Lineage: Eukaryota; Metazoa; Chordata; Mammalia; Rodentia; Cricetidae
Gene: Hspb3
Product: heat shock protein family B (small) member 3
Exons: 1
Coding region: 472-930 (152 amino acids)
Cellular component (GO): nuclear speck; cytoplasm
Source: RefSeq, a predicted model, not a curated record